ACUCAGACUGAUCAUUGUGCACGUAUGUUCGGUUUAUCAUACUUCUUAUUACACUUAUUUCCGGGUUAAUAAAAGCCACAAUUAUACGCGUAAAGUAAAAAAAACCUUUGUUUACKAGUGCUUAGCGCUGCAGAUACGUUGAGCUAUCGCAGACGUAAGCGAAAACGUGAACUCUUACGAUCAAAACUAUCUAAUUUCCUCUGAACUGUAGGUGAUCACUUACAUAAGAUUGAGUUGUUGACUGUUUGAGAUAUUACGCCGCUUAAGCGAAAAGCCAGAGGUUGGAAUUCAAUACACUCUAAUUUGACCACAAAACGAUAUUUCAGCCGAGAGCGCAGCGCAUAAAAGCCAAGUUUAGACAGAAAUUCGUUAGAUUAAACAACGCGCUCGCAAGUGAAGGACAACGAUAUUUUGCAAUAAGAUCUCUUUUAUAAGAGAAAAGUGGGUUUAGAGAAAGUAUUUAAGGAAACUAGGACGUCAAGCAAUCUUCCAAUUUUCAAGGAUGCAGAUAGUUGCAAUCCAGUCAUUCCUGGYCGUCGUUUUGUGUGUGGYUCCAAGCGUCUUGUCCAGCCAGUGGAUAUCCCUAGCAUUGACAGGCAGCAAUCCCACACGAUUUAAAUCCAAGAAAAAUUGUGACGAAAUUGGUCAACUACUCAAUCAUAAACAGGUUCAAGUAUGCAAGAGAAAUAUCGAUUUAAUGGACAGUGUCAAACAUGGAGCGAGUGUCGCACUCGUAGAAUGUCARCAACAGUUUAAAUACCGACCUUGGAACUGUACCACUGUACAAUUUAGCAAAUCACCUGUAUUUGGAAAUUCAGUGAAUGGAGGUACACGAGAAGCUGCCUUUGUCCACGCCAUAUCAUCAGCCGGUGUUGCGUACGCUGUCACGCAGGAGUGCAGCGCUGGAAGACUCGGUCGUAAAUGUGGAUGCGAUAGCAAAUAUCGAGGCAAAGCCAACGGAGGAUGGAAGUGGGCGGGUUGCAGUGAUGAUAUUGACUUCGGUAUUAACUUCUCUGCACGGUUCGUCGAUGCACGAGAACGAGGCCGAGGAAUUGGCACGCCUGCUCGUGUGAAAAUGAAUCUGCACAACAACUGGGCGGGAAGACUGGCUAUAAAGAAGUACAUGGAGUUACAAUGCAAGUGCCAUGGAGUGUCUGGUUCAUGUAACAUCAAAACUUGUUGGAGAGUGCUGCCAGAGUUCAAGAAAGUGGGCGAAUUCAUCAAACAGAAAUUCGACGGUGCAACAGAAGUAGAACUAAAACAAAUUGGUGGUAAACACGUGCUACUUCCACGUGACAAAAAGUUUAAACCUCACACCAAGCUAGACCUAGUAUAUCUUGUACGAUCUCCUGACUUCUGUGAACCUAACCCCAGCACUGGGUCCCUGGGCACUCGCGGAAGACUAUGCAAUAGAACAUCACAGGCAAUCGAUGGAUGCGAUCUUAUGUGUUGCAGAAGAGGUUACACCACGGUCAUGGAAACACGCAAGGAACGAUGCGAUUGUAAAUUUUACUGGUGUUGUAAAGUACGAUGCCGCGAAUGUAUAAAAAAUGUUGAAGUGAAUUAUUGUAAAUAGUCGAAGAUCGUGUUCAAAAGUCUAUACUGUAAAUAUACGUGGACGAUGGACGAAAGUCGAGGAGGGCACAUGAAGCUUAUAAAGACAGUCCUUCCAAUCAGUUGACAAAGGCCUUUGAAGGAAUGAGAAGUUUCUUUAUGUAAGAAGUAUUAUAAAUGGCGGAAGAACUCCAAAAUCCUAGUUGGUUCACAAGAAGCUCGAGAUAUCGAGAACAUUACUUUAUUGAAAAAAAGUACUUUAUGUGGAAUUAUUAAUGUUAAAGACUGACCACUACGAAAUAGCUGAAAUCGUAUGGACAUGAGUCGUUAGGGUAAAUGCUCUCUCCUUGUAUAAAGUAGUAAUUUAUUCAAAAACUAUAGACACUUAACUAUUGAGCAUGCGUAGCUGGGCCUCUUCAAUAGGGACGGCUACCCAGGCUAAUAACGACUGAGCUCUGACAAAAGAUGCUGCUAAAUAAGCUCUGAUGGUACACAAAUGAACACAUUUUGAAUCAAGUAAAAAUCUGCUAUGACUGCAAUUUAAUAUUGCUGUUUUUAGGUCACAGCGGUCAUAGAUCUUUGCUGAUACUUUCUUCAAAAAAUCUCUCAUUAAUCAUCCAUUGUUCAGUGCCAUGUACACGUUCAUUUGCGAAAUUUCGUUUCUUGUAGUUUGAAUAUCAAUUUCACAGURACUUUGCAAAUUAGCUCAAACAGUAAAAAAAUGUAAACACCACCUAUUGACUAUAUUCUUAAAAUUCUAGUACAGGUGAGAAUAGCCUCGAAACUAUGUGUAAAUUGAUUGUUUAUUUUAUUGUUUUCUAUUCUAGGAACGAAGUAUUUCCCUCCUAUACUGGAAUUUUUAAGAAUAUUCAAUGUACGACAAUGAAAAUAGUUUGAAAUCUCACGAAUUUUAUCCAGAUUUCUGCAUAUUUUGCACACAAUUGAUCAGUCUAUCACAGCAAAAGAGAUCGCGAAAUUCAGCUAUUCCAGAGCAUAUAUUCACAGUGUGAUACGUUUGAUUGACUCUCAUUAACAUUUUCAACGUGGUGCUUCGAGGCACUGAUAUUACGUUGGCGAGAAAGUAUAUACAAUUUACUGAGCUCAACACCUCGAACUUCACAAGUGCCGAAGUCAUGUAAGGCAAAUUUCUUCAUGGUUUCCCUUUAUCUGUUUGGAUUGAAUGAGGCAAAUGUGAGAAACGGCGAUCGAAAGAUCCAUAAAAAUGUUGGCGAACACUAGAGCUAGAUAUCAUUCUUUGAAAAUACAGAAAAACGUAAGAGGACACCAGUGCAUUCUGGGGGAGGACAAGUGUUACAAGAAAAGUUAUGUUAAAAUGAUAAUAAUUUAUGUCUAACGAUCGACAAAACGAUACAAUAGUGUAUUGAGCAUGGUAGAAGUGUUUUAGAUAUUAAUUCGUAGCGUGUCACGUGGUCCUUGGUAAUCCCCAUAUUUAGAAACUUCUUAUAAAGUAAUAUAUAAGAAYUGACAACUGCUAAUGUAAUAAUUAUUAAAUCAUGAAUUUAUUGA
Messenger RNA from Exaiptasia diaphana, 3081 nucleotides. RefSeq names its product protein Wnt-4. Gene Ontology annotation, molecular function: frizzled binding; cytokine activity. The transcript has 5 exons. The record is from RefSeq and is a predicted model, not a curated record. NCBI's taxonomy places the organism in Eukaryota, Metazoa, Cnidaria, Anthozoa, Actiniaria, Aiptasiidae. The coding region runs from base 503 to 1576 and encodes 357 amino acids. Gene Ontology annotation, cellular component: extracellular region. Gene Ontology annotation, biological process: neuron differentiation; cell fate commitment; canonical Wnt signaling pathway.